CUAUAAUCACAGAACACUUACUCUAUAAUCUCUGAAAUAUAACACGCAUGCUCAACUCUUACGUUACGGACCUGGACAUUCUAAUUGAAUAACUGAAAAACAUGAGGCCAUUUGAUCCGAGUUACAGAAACUAAAACAUCAAAGUGACAUUAGAUAAGAAGAAAUUGGUUUGGUUAUGUUAUAUAGCAAGGUAGGUAAAUGGUAAAAUAUUGUGGUUGUGGAGAAUAGAAUGUCUCAUUUAUUACAUUUUUACAAUAUUUUUAGAACGAUAACUUGCAGGAUGUCAGCCAAAUCAUCUAUAGAAAUUAUUCAAGAAGGCACGCAAACAUCUUUGGGACUUAUUCAACAAAACACCCAAACUAUCAAACGAACCAUAGACACAUUAACAAAUGAACUAAAUGAACUCAACAAAGAAUACAAUAUUUUGGUAAGCAAACAAUUACGUGAAGAGAAUACUCAACUUUUGGCUGCAGUAGAAGAGGCUAAAAAGAAGUUGGUAAACUUGGAAGUCCAAAAUGGGGUUAAACAAAUUCCAAUCCCAAAUCAAACAGUCAACGCUUCUGUUAUUGAACAACCUCCUUCAGUUGAUACUGAAUCUGUAGGACAAGAUGCUUCAGCAGCAAAAGAAAAGCCUAAAAAGGAGAAGAAAGAAAAGAAGCCCAAAGAACAAAAGGAACCUGUUGGAGAAUUACCCGUGGAUGUAGGAAGGUUAGAUUUAAGAAUUGGAAAAGUUUUGGAUGUUCAAAGGCAUCCAGAUGCAGAUAGUUUAUAUGUUCUUAAGAUAAAUGUUGGGGAAGAGAAGCCUAGGACUGUAUGUUCUGGACUGGUUAAACAUAUUCCUAUUGAUGAUUUGAAGGAUAAAGCUCUCGUUGUUCUAUGUAAUUUAAAACCUGUGAAGAUGCGAGGUAUAAUAUCAGAAGCUAUGGUAAUGUGUGCUAGUUCAGAGCAAAGAGUGGAAACACUAAUUCCUCCAGAAAACAGUGUAGCAGGUGAACCAGUACAUUGUGAAGGUUUUACUAGACAAUCAGAUUCCAUUAUGAACCCAAAGAAAAAAAUUUUUGAGACUGUGUCACCAGAUCUACACACCAAUGAUAAUUUACAGGCAUGCUAUAAGAAUUCUCCUUUCCUGGUAUUUGGAAAAGGAUUUUGCUUGUCUAGAAGUUUGAAAAAUGUGCCAGUUAAAUAAUUUUGUUUUCUGUUUGAUAAAUUAUUAAAUUAAUAUUAUAUGUCUUUUUGUUCUAUAACUCAUAAUAAAUCCAACACUACAUUUGCCAAUGUCUUUGAACAUGUCAUUCAUUACAAUUUAAUAAACGCAAGAAAAAGUUAGUGGAGUCAAGUGUCAGAUCUUCCUUCAGUUACGGUAUUUAUUCUAAGGGUCAG
Messenger RNA from Psylliodes chrysocephalus, 1380 nucleotides. The record is from the annotation of a GenBank genome assembly. NCBI's taxonomy places the organism in Eukaryota, Metazoa, Arthropoda, Insecta, Coleoptera, Chrysomelidae.